Erythranthe guttata (spotted monkey flower) is the source of this 2300-nucleotide messenger RNA. The record is from RefSeq and is a predicted model, not a curated record. Lineage: Eukaryota; Viridiplantae; Streptophyta; Magnoliopsida; Lamiales; Phrymaceae.
GGCAAGUCAAAGAAAUAAGAGACCUUUUUAAUGGCGGUUGUUUGCAGCUCAGCCCUUCUUUCUUAAUAAACCAUCCAUCCAUCAUUUCUUCGCUUUACUUUUGAUUUUGGCUGAGUGAGUUCCACAGCUGUUUCUGCCGUGGCCAAUCGCCACACACAAUUCUCACUAGCUAAAACCCUGCCCCCCGCCCCCCUCGCGCCAAAACCCCAAGAUCAGCAUCCUGUAAUUUCAUUGAGAGAGGUUGAUUCGGUUCAGGGGGUGUGCGAGUAUGGUUUGGUGCAGUAGUUGCGGCACAAAUAUCAUCCGACCUGAUAAUGUGGAUGGCAAAAUAUGCUGUUCACUUUGUGGAAGGGUGCUGGAUGAGGAUAACUUUUCACAGGAGCCCCAAUUUACGAAAAAUGCGUCUGGACAGAGCCAAUUGUCGGGGAGAUAUAUGAAGACCAUCCAAGCUGAAUAUUCACUUUCUCGUGAGAGGACACGGAAUGAAGCAUAUGAUGGAAUAUGUCAUAUCAUGAAUGCCCUUAAUAUUGAUGGUGGUGAUUCCAUAGCUAAUGCGGCUUUAAACAUUUAUACGAUAGCACUUGAACGCAACUUCACAAGAGGGCGCAGGAGAGAGCUAGUACAGGCUGCUUGCCUUUACAUUACUUGCAGGGUUAAUAAAAAGCCCUAUCUUCUUAUUGAUUUUUCAGAGCAUCUAAGGAUGAAUGUUUAUGUGCUAGGGGCCGUAUUUUUGCAGCUUUGCCAGCUUUUAAGCCUUGUUGAACAUCCGAUUGUUAAAAAUCCUGUGGAUCCUAGCCUUUUCAUUCACAGAUUUACUGAUCGUCUGUUUGGUGGCAGAAAACCAAUUGUUGCCAGAACUGCACUUCUUUUAGUUGCUAGCAUGAAGCGAGAUUGGAUGCAGACUGGUCGAAAACCAAGUGGAAUAUGUGGAGUUGCACUUUAUGUAUCUGCUCUCGCACAUGGUCUCAAGUGUUCGAAGUCUGAGAUCACUAAGGUUGUCCACAUCUGCGAAGCAACACUAACCAAGCGGUUGAUUGAAUUUGAGAACACGGAGUCGGGGGGUCUUACGAUUGAUGAGUUCAACACGAAAGCGGAGGAGGACGAAAAAGAAGAAAAUAUGAUAUCGCCCAGUACAGGGUUAAAUGACUGUCGGAUUAAUGAACUUAUCUCUGAGCCCAAGGAACUUAUAUGUGAGCAUAAGGGUAGUGGGGAGCCUCCUUUUGCUCUUAGCCUAUGUAAAAGCUGCUACGGAUAUUUCAUAAAACUUUCUGGAGGCCUUAAUAAGGGGUCCGAGCCCCCAGCUUUCCAACGUGCAGAAAUGGAACGAAAAAUGGCAGAGGAAAAUGCUGCUGAGAACCAGGAUACCUUAACUUUGCACGGGUCAACAGAAAACAUGGCCAAAAAUUUCACUUCUGAUGAAUGGAGACAUGCAGCUGAUGUCACAUUUGAAGAAUCGGAGAGUUUAUCUGACAUUGAUGACCUUGAUGUGGAUAUCUAUCUUCACACCGAGAAGGAGAAGGAGCAUAAGAAGAUUAUCUGGGAGGAACUGAACAAAGAAUAUCUUGAGGAGCAGGCAGCAAAAGAGGCUGCAGCACUGGCUGCAAAAAAAGCUUACGAGGCCAAUUUUUUAAACUGCUCAGGGGAUGUACAAGCCGCCCAAAAGCUCGCUGCAGCAGCUGCAGAAGCUGUUGCAAAGACAAAGAAGGAAAGACAACAGAAGCGAGCAGCAGAUGCGAAAAAUGCUGGUCCUGCUAAAAGUGCUGCUGAAGCAGCAAAACAGAUGCUCGACAAAAAGAGGCUGAGUUCCAAAAUCAGAUACGAUGAGCUGGAGAAAAUUUUUGCCGACACUGAGGAAGAAAACACCGAAAACACCAAGAAAACCCAAGUGGAAACCGAGACUGAUCCACACAACAAGUAUUCGACCAAUAGCACAAAAGGUAUUGAUGAAAAUAAUACGGACAUGGAAGAAUACGACGACGGCAAUCAAGAUGACUACAACGAGGAUAUGGAAGAAGAGGACAAUAAUUGGUUUUAGCCAGACUUUGAUGCUUAUUACUAGAAAUUUCAGUCUUAAUUUACAGGUGGAAUAUGUCUGCAGAGCAUUCCUCAAACUGCUUAUUUGUUGUUUUAAUUUAUUAGCAAUCAACUUAGGUAAAUUUUGCGCAAGAAGAUUUUUGGAGUUUAAGGCCUCGUUUGGUUACGGAAACCAAGGCCCUAUUUGAUUAGAGAGAUUAAUCAUGUUUUAUUAAGUAAUUAGACUGAUAUAGUUUUUUUCGUACCAGCCCAUAAGUUUUGUUUUU